Messenger RNA from Ziziphus jujuba (common jujube), 1854 nucleotides. Its product is annotated as glutamate receptor 2.7. Gene Ontology annotation, molecular function: signaling receptor activity; ligand-gated monoatomic ion channel activity. The record is from RefSeq and is a predicted model, not a curated record. Gene Ontology annotation, cellular component: plasma membrane. Bases 1 to 1854 code for a protein of 617 amino acids. Lineage: Eukaryota; Viridiplantae; Streptophyta; Magnoliopsida; Rosales; Rhamnaceae. The transcript is spliced from 4 exons.
AUGUCAAAUGGCCUGUCUUUCUUUUUGGGUUUGUUGGUAGUGGUAGUGUUGGCGCCAUCAAAAGCAACAAAUAAUGUUGUGGACAUCCAAAAAGAAGUUGUGGGAAUAGGUCGUGUUAUGGAUUACAGCAGUCGUGUGGGAAAGGAACAGAAAGUAGCCAUGGAGAUUGCGCUCCGACAUACCUCUCCCUCAAAUUCUACAGCUCAACUGGGUUUGCGCUAUCACGAUACAUCACCAAAUUCAACUUCACCUGUUACAGCUGCAAUUAAUCUCAUAAAAAGCAAAGCAGUUCAAGUGAUAAUCGGAAUGCUCACCACCCAGGAAGCAGCUCUAAUCUCUGAAGUGGAUAAUACCACCAAGAAUUUGCCUUACAUAUCCCUUAUUACCCCAGCCACAAGCCAGUCAGUAUCGGUGCCACAUCAAUCUGCAUCUUAUUUCCAAAUGGCUAACGACAUCAUCUUCCACAUGCAAUGCAUUGCUGUCGUGGUCGGUCAUUUCCGAUGGCGAAAAGUCACCGCUAUCCAUGAGCAGAGCAGCUUAUUUUCCACCGGUUUUGGAUUUAUCACCCACCUAUCCGAUUCACUCCGAGUUGUUAACUCAGAGAUUGAACACCAUGCAGCUUUCCCAUCCCUGUCUUCUCUCUCAGACCCCCAUACAGCCAUUGAAGAAGAACUCAAGAAGCUGCAGAACAAGAGCAACAGGGUUUUCAUAGUUGUGCAGUUUUCUUUCCAGUCAGCUGUCCUGCUUUUUGAAAAGGCAAAGCAAAUGGGUAUGAUGGAAAACGGUUAUGUAUGGAUUAUUGCAGAUGAGAUUUCAAGCUUUCUCGGUUCUGUUGAUUCUUCUGUUAUGCAUAACAUGCAAGGUGUAAUUGGCAUUAAAACCAGUUUUCCAGAAAAAACCAAGGCUUUCAAGCAAUUCAAAAUCAGAUUCAGACGACUGUAUGGAUUACUGUAUCCUGAGGAAGAGAAUACUAAUCCCAGUAUCUUUGCCCUCCGAGCGUAUGAUGCAGUUAGCGCCAUUUCUAAAGCCUCGAAGAAAUUUAAAGGAAACGUUACAUCUAAAGAAAUAGCUAAGACAAUUUUAUCCAGUGAUUUCAAAGGCCUAAGUGGCAUAAUAAGAUUCAAGAAUGGCGUACUUUCAGAAAUACCGACCUUUCAAAUCAUCAACGUGGUUGGAAAAAGCUACAGACAGUUAGCACUCUGGUCUCCUGGAUAUGGUUUCUCAGAGUACUUUGUGGAACAUGACGAAAUGAAAUUAGGAAUGGACGACGAUGGUGCUAUGAAUGGAACUAUGGGUCCACUCUAUUGGCCAGGUGGCAGGCAGACAGUGCCCAGGGGGUGGACUUGGGCCAAUGGAGAGGCACCAUUGAGGAUAGGGGUUCCUUCGAGGGGUGCCUUCAAUCAGUUUGUGAGAGUAAGCUAUGAACAGGAUCGGAAUCAAACCUCUAUCUCUGGGUUUUCGAUUGAAGUGUUUGAAGCUGUUGUUGGGCGUCUCCCUUAUCAAUUACCUUACUUUUUUGUCUCCUUUAGUGAUUCAUACGAUGAGUUGGUGAAACAUGUACAUAGCAAGAAGUUGGAUGCAGCUGUUGGGGACAUAGAAAUUAUGGCUUACAGGAGUCAGUAUGUUGAUUUCUCACAGCCAUAUGUGAGCUCUGGCCUUGUAAUGAUUGUGAAAGUAGAACCAGAUAGGGACAAAGAAACCUGGAUGUUUAUGAGGGCCUACACUCAAAAAAUGUGGCUGCUCAUCAUGGUUAUGCAUCUCUCCAUCUGCUCUGUUGUCUGGCUAAUAGAAAAUGAACAUGUUCAGAACCCUGAAUUCAAGGGCUUGGGAGCUAUGCUUUGGGGAACCACUUAA